AUGGGCGACUUCAAGCUGUCAGCCACUCUGCGCGGCCACGAGGACGAUGUGCGAAGUGUAGCUUUCCCUUCCCCCUCCUCCGUCGUCUCGGCGUCGAGAGACUUCACAGUCCGAAUAUGGGCACAGCAGUCAUCGAACCCGCCAGUAUGGGACAGCACGAUCAAGACCCACGGCAAGGAGUUCGUCAACUCGCUCGCCAUCGUCCCGCCCUCGUCAGACUACCCAAACGGCCUCAUCGUCUCCGGCGGCAAAGACCAGAUCAUCGACGUGCGGCAGCCCAGCAAAGGCCUCGAUGACGAUGCGGAUGCCCUCUUAAUAGGACACGGCAACAACGUUUGCGCCCUCGAUGUCAACCAGGAUGGGAAAUACAUCGUCAGCGGCAGCUGGGACAUGGAGGCACGGUUGUGGGAAGUAGGCAAGUGGGGCGAUUCGACUGUCCUGCAGGGCCACACUGCCUCUGUUUGGGCUGUCCUUGCCUACGACAACAACACCGUCAUUACUGGCUGUGCCGACAAGCAGAUUCGCAUAUUCCAGGCCUCUGGCUCAGCUACUCCAGUGCGGUCAAUACAGGCGCCUGAAGUGGUGCGCGCACUGUGUCGCUUGCCCCCGAACCACCCCUCUGGUGCACAAUUCGCAUCGGCCGGCAAUGAUGCUGUCAUUCGCCUGUGGACUCUCAAUGGCCAACAGGUAGCUGAGCUCCAUGGUCACGAGAACUUCAUCUACUCACUCGCAGUCCUUCCAAAUGGUGGCUUGGUGAGCGCUGGCGAAGACCGAACUAUGCGGAUAUGGGAGAACAACCAGUGCAUACAGACCAUCACCCACCCAGCAAUCUCUGUCUGGACUGUCGCAGUAUGCUCAGAGAACGGCGACAUCGCAACAGGCGCGAGCGACAAACUUCUCCGCAUCUUCACCCGCGACCAAGGACGCUAUGCAGCAGCAGCAGAGAUUGAGCAGUUCAAUGACGAUGUCAAGGGAUCAUCAAUACCGCAACAGACAGUCGGCGAUAUCAACAAAGAGAAGCUCCCAGGGCCCGAAUUCCUCACACAACGUUCAGGGACAAAGGAAGGCCAGGUUCAGAUGAUACGGGAGGCGAAUGGCAACAUCUCUGCAUAUCAAUGGUCUGGGGCGGCCAGUCAAUGGGUGAACGUUGGCACUGUAGUCGACUCAGCCGGGAGUGGUGGACGAAAGAUCUCGCACAACGGCAAAGAAUAUGACUACGUAUUUGAUGUUGAUAUUGAAGAUGGCAAACCUCCACUCAAGCUGCCCUACAAUGUCAAUCAGAACCACUACGAUGCCGCGCGCAAGUUCAUCGAGGACAACGAGCUCCCACUAACAUAUCUAGACCAAGUCGCAAACUUUAUCAUCCAGAAUACGCAGGGUGCAACACUAGGUCAGAGUAGUGCACAAGGAGCGGAUCCUUGGGGGUCGGAUGCAAGAUAUCGCCAAGGCGACGCAAACGAAACCACAUCGCAACCAGCACCAGCACCGCCAGCUGCUAAGAUCCUUCCCCAGAAGGAUUACCUGCCAAUCGCGACCGGAAAUCACAAGGUCAUUUUCAAGAAACUACAAGAAUUCAACCAGGCGGUAGUCAACGACGGACACAAGGGCAUAUCGCUAAACCCAUCAGACAUCGAGCAACUAAGCACUACCGUCGUUGCAUUAGAGAAGGGUGAUGGCAAGAGUAUCGACAUUACGGGAGUUGAGCUACUCGUCAAGGCGGCUACACAAUGGCCAGCAGACAAACGUCUCCCUGCGCUGGAUCUACUGCGUCUUGUUCUCGCUUUCGAAGAACCAGCGGCAUACCUAGUGUCGCCCGACCAAAAUCUACUGCCUGCUCUUACUGAGUCUGGGGUCUUUGCCAACUCAUCUCCGCCCAACAACACAAUGAUGGCCGUAAGGUGUCUCAGCAAUCUACUACAAACAGACAAGGGUCGUUUGCUGGCAAGCAACGAGUUCGACAACAUCCACCCGCUUGUAUCGCCCUUCAUCACUUCCACGAACCGUAAUCUGAUCAUUGCGCUCACAACAUUAUACAUCAACUAUGCGGUUCUGCUCACAUCAGAGAACAACGCCGAUCGAGCUUUGUCACUUCUUGACGACCUAUCAAGAGUUCUCACUACCGCCACGGACUCGGAAGCAGUCUAUCGCGCACUGGUUGCUACGGGCACAUUGCUCUGUCUAGGUCCCGACUUCUGCGAAGCUGGCAGAGACAUACUGCAAAUAGGCGAUGCCGUCAAGCGCGCAGAAGAGAAGGUCAAGGAACCGCGGAUCAAGAACGUCAUCGCCGAGAUUCGACAGAAGUUGCAGGGUUAA
Molecule: messenger RNA, 2313 nt
Organism: Cucurbitaria berberidis CBS 394.84
Lineage: Eukaryota; Fungi; Ascomycota; Dothideomycetes; Pleosporales; Cucurbitariaceae
Product: phospholipase A-2-activating protein
Exons: 2
Coding region: 1-2313 (770 amino acids)
Biological process (GO): proteasome-mediated ubiquitin-dependent protein catabolic process; ubiquitin recycling
Cellular component (GO): nucleus; cytoplasm
Molecular function (GO): ubiquitin binding
Source: RefSeq, a predicted model, not a curated record